This is a messenger RNA of Leptosia nina, 5436 nucleotides long. NCBI's taxonomy places the organism in Eukaryota, Metazoa, Arthropoda, Insecta, Lepidoptera, Pieridae. The record is from the annotation of a GenBank genome assembly.
AUGAUUCGGAAGCAUCGUCAAUUAAUUACCUAUUACAACACAAGAUUAUCAAGUACUUCCAGAAUAGUUCCAGGAGAAACACUAUCCUGUACAGCAUAUAAACCAAGUAUUGUAGAAAAAGAUAAAUAUGAAAAAUGGGAGAGAUCCAAACGUUUUGAGGCCGAUGUGGGGAAUAACAAACCUGUAUUCAGUAUGGUUCUACCACCCCCAAAUGUUACUGGAAAACUGCAUUUAGGGCAUGCAUUAUCAUGCACAAUACAAGAUGUAAUUGCUCGUAGGAAACGGUCAAUGGGAUAUAAUGUAAUGUGGCUACCAGGCACAGACCACGCCGGUAUUGCAACACAGGGUGUGGUUGAAAAAUAUCUUCUAACUAAACAAAAUACCAGUAAACACUCUUUAGGCAAAGACAAAUUUAUAAAUGAGGUUUGGAAAUGGAAAGAUAAACAUGGAAACAAUAUUUGUAACCAACUCAGAGUGCUUGGCUCUUCAUUAGACUGGUCACGAGAAGUAUUUACAAUGAAUGAGAACCAUACCGAUGCAGUUACUUCAGCAUUUAUAAAUCUAUUUCACAAAGGUUUAAUAUAUAGAAAGAAAGAACUUGUGAAUUGGUGUAAUGCUCUAAAAUCAACUGUAUCUGAUAUUGAAGUAGAUAAUAUUCCUAUAACAGAGGUCACAGAAAGAAUGUUACCGGGUUAUGCAAAACCAGUUAAAUUUGGUCUAAUUUAUAAUUUUGCAUAUAAAGUAUACAACAGUGAUGAAGAAAUAGUUGUAUCUACAACUAUGUUAGAGACUAUGUUGGGAGAUACAGCUGUUGCUGUUCAUCCUGAUGAUGAAAGGUACAAACAUCUACAAGGGAAAAGAGUAGUUCAUCCAUUUAAGGAUGCGACAAUACCUAUAAUAUCUGACACCUUUGUUGACAUGGAUUUUGGUACUGGUGCAGUGAAAAUAACACCAGCCCACAGUAGAAUAGAUUAUACUAUAGCUAAGCAUCACAAGUUACCAUUGUUACAAGUAAUUGAUGAAAAUGGAUGUAUGCAAAACGCUGGAAAAUAUAAUUCCAUGAAGAAAUAUGACUGCAGGGAAGUUCUAGUUAAAGAUCUUAAUGAUAUUGGACUUCUUAAGUCAGUGAGUAAGCACCAAAUGUCUCUGCCUAUUUGUAGCCGAACUGGUGAUGUAAUAGAGUAUUUGCCAAAAGAACAAUGGUUUCUGGCAUGCCAAUCGUUAAAUGAAAGAGCUGCAAAAGUUGUUGAGAAAGGUGAUUUGAAAAUACGACCAGAAAACUUUAUAAAGCAGUGGCAAAACUGGACUAGUGACAGCAGGGAUUGGUGCAUUUCUAGGCAAUUAUGGUGGGGACAUCAGGUUCCAGCAUAUAAAUGCAGCAAAGAUAAAAAUUUUGUUUGGAUUGCUGCAACAAAUGAAACUACAGCAAAAGUGGAGGCAUCUAAAUUCCUGCGAGCUUUACCCGAUGACAUAAUAGUUGAAAGAGAUACUGAUGUGCUUGACACUUGGUUUUCUUCAGCUAUUUAUCCAUUUGCAUCUUUAGGUUGGCCGGAAACAAAACACAUAGAUUAUAAGACAUUCUACCCUUUAAAUCUGAUGGUGACAGGGCAUGAUAUUCUGGGAUUUUGGGUACAUCGAAUGGUGAUGUUAGGCUUAGAAUUAACAGAUAAAUUGCCAUUUAAUGAUGUACUCUUACAUGGAAUUAUUUGUGAUAGUAAAGGAGCAAAGAUGUCUAAAAGCAAAGGAAAUGUAAUUGAUCCCAUUGAUGUUAUAAAUGGUAUAUCACUUGAUGGCCUUAAAGAAAAAUCUUUCAAAAUGUUUGAGGAUGGAGUACUUAGCAAAGAAGAAUUAAAUAAAUCCUUAGCAUAUCACAAAUCAAACUUUGCAAGCACUAAUGGCAUACCUGAAUGUGGCGUCGAUGCGUUACGUUUUACAUUACUAUCUCAAGAUGUAAAAUCUCAUUUCGUUAACUUCGAUGUGCAUCAAUGUAACGCUAAUAAAUUAUUCUGUAAUAAAAUUUGGCAGAGCAUAAAAUAUACACAAAUGUCAUUUUCAAAACUAAGAAAAACAGAAGAUGAAUUGAAACGAGAGGAACUCACUUAUUUCGACAAGUGGAUAUUGAGCAGAUUGUUUGCUAUGGUCGAAAAGGUAAAUCAAAGCUUAGAGAAUAAUAAUUUCCAUCUAGCCACAAAAGCGAUAAGGAGUUUUCUCUAUGGCGAAUUUUGUGACAUCUAUUUAGAAGCUACAAAACCUGGUUUUGAUGAUCACGAUACAAAAAUUGGCUAUGCCCAUGCUCAUACACUGUCUGCAGUUCUAAGCACGGCAUUAAGAUGCCUAUCGCCAUUUAUGAUUUACUUAAGUGAGGAAUUGAUUCCAAAAGUACCCACAUUUGAUGAAAAUAUUAUCAUCAACUUUAAGGACCUAGAUGAAAAAUGUUAUGUUUUUCCUGAAAAAGAGAAUUACAAAUUUUGGAAAAACAUACAGUUAGAGCAGCAAGUAGAGAAAUUAUUGAAAACUAUAUUCUUAAUUCGAGAAAUAAAAGGAUUUUAUGCAAUAUCAAAUAAGGAAAGGCCAGUAGUAGCAAUUAAAAGCCUUGAUGAACAAUUAAUUACAGACAUAAUAAAUAACAAUUUAGUUGCAUUAAACCUCACUAAAUGUAAUAUUUUAGCCAGGAUGAUGGUCUUAAGACUUCUUCUGUUUGGUGUAUUGGCUAUUAAUAGCUGUUUCUGCGUGGAUAGAAAUAACUUUAAGACGUGCGAUCAGUCUGGAUUUUGUAAGAGAUUGCGUGCACUAAAACCCGAAAAGUCCCAGUAUACUUUAAAUAUAGACAGUGUUUUCGUACAUGGAAAUGUUCUGUCGGCUGAAGUCAUUACAGUUAACUACGAAGGAGAUAAGAAAAAUGUUGAGUGGCAUUAUGGCCUCCGAUUAUCAGCAUUAGCAGAUGGUACAUUUAGAGUGGAAAUAGAUGAAGCCGAACCAUUGUAUCCAAGAUACAGACCACAAGUGGCGCUUGAUGGGGAGCCACGAGGAGAUGAACUGAAAUUAAUUUCAAAUGAGAAUGGUAAGCUGACAUUGAAAAAUAGCCAAGGUCACAAGGUAGUGGUAACAGCUGAGCCCCUCAAGUUUGAAUUCAUUGAUAAGAAUGGAGAACCAGCUGUUGUUUUGAAUGACAACGCUCAACUCUUUGUGGAGCCGUUGAAGGUUAGAAAUGGUGAAGGAGAAGAAAAUGAUGUUGAAGCGGGCGACUGGAGUGAAAACUUCAAAUCCCAUCAUGACAGCAAACCUCGUGGAAACGAAGGCGUUUCCCUUGAUGUCGCUUUUCCUGAUGCUGACCAGGUUUAUGGUAUUCCCGAACAUACUGAUGGGUUUAACCUCAAAACGACCACAUCUGGAGACCCAUACAGAUUGUACAAUUUGGAUGUCUUCGAGUAUGAAUUGGACAGUAGGAUGGCUAUAUACGGAUCUAUUCCCGUUAUGUACGCGCAUGGACCAAAGCGCACAGUUGGUGUAUUCUGGCAUAACACUGCCGAAACUUGGGUCGAUGUGGUGAACUACGGCGAGGGCACGGUCGUCUCGUCUCUAGUCAAUUUGGUCACUGGUGGACAAAAGCGACGCGUUGAUGCCAGGUUUAUGAGUGAAAGUGGCGUGGUGGAUAUUUUCGUGCUCAUGGGCGACUCUCCGAGCGACGCGUUCCGUCAGUACACAACACUCACUGGGGUUACACCUUUGCCACCUAAAUUUUCCCUGGCGUACCACCAGUCUCGGUGGAAUUAUGUUGACGAAGCUGAUGUCCGCGCUGUGGACGAAGGCUUCGACGCCCACGACAUUCCUCUAGAUGUUAUCUGGCUGGAUAUCGAAUACACUGACAACAGGAAAUACUUCACAUGGCAACCAAUUAAAUUCGCGCACCCCGCCGAAAUGGUCGGCAACCUAACGACGAAGGGCCGCAAGAUGGUGGUCAUCAUCGACCCUCACAUCAAGCGCGAAGCUGGUUACGUCGUCCACGACGACUGCACAGAGAUGGGCUUGUAUGUGAAGAAUAAGGACGGCAAUGAUUAUGAUGGUUGGUGCUGGCCUGGCUCCUCUUCAUACGCUGACUUCUUGAACCCGGCCGCUUUCAAAUACUUCACCGAGAGAUACAGGUUCGAAAACUUCGUUGGCACCAGCAAGGAUGUGCACAUUUGGAACGACAUGAACGAGCCAAGCGUAUUCAAUGGCCCAGAGAUAACUAUGCCAAAGGAUAACCGUCACUACAAACCUCCUCAAGAUGGGCAAGACGGUCUCGCUUCAUUCUGGGAACACAGGCACAUCCACAAUGAGUAUGGUCUAUGGCACAUCAUGUCCACUCACAAGGGCAUGCUGGACAGAGUCAAUGGACAAUACAGACCUUUUAUUCUGUCAAGAGCAGUUUUCUCAGGCACGCAAAGAUACGCCGCAGUCUGGACUGGUGACAACAUGGCGGAGUGGGGAUUCCUUCUCGCUUCGAUCUCUAUGUGUCUCUCUCUGGCCAGCGCUGGUGUCAGCUUCUGUGGGUCCGACGUGGGCGGCUUCUUUAAGUACCCUGAGGCUGAGUUAAUGACAAGAUGGUAUCAGGCGGCCGCCUUUCAACCGUUUAUGCGCGCGCAUUCCCACAUUGAGACCAAACGCCGGGAGCCGUGGUUGUAUGACUCCACAACCACGUCGCGUCUGCGCGACGCAGUCAGGCGCAGAUACGCCCUUUUGGACUUCUGGUACACACUGUUUUACGAGCACACCCUGGACAAGGUACCAGUGAUGAGACCGCUGUUCACCCACUACCCUAAAGAAGAACAGACAUACACAAUCGACGAUACUUAUUUAUUGGGUGACAAGCUUCUUGUCCGUCCCGUGGUCGAAGAGGGCGUGUCGAGCGUUAAGGUAUACCUCCCGGGAAGAGAAUCCCGAACGGUCUGGUACGAUGUGGAUUCCUUCCAGCGCCAUGACGCCGCUGGAUUCUUCACUCAAGAAGUUACUAUCACCAAGAUUCCAGUAUAUCAGCGUGGAGGCACAAUAAUUCCACGCAAGGAACGCGUGCGCAGAUCCUCAGCACUGAUGCAUGACGACCCCUACACUCUAGUCGUUGCUCUUGAUAUUGACAACACAGCGACCAGCACCCUAUACAUCGACGACGGUGAAACUUACGACUUCAAAUCUAAUAAAUUCAUUUACGCCAAAAUCACAUACGAGUCUUCGGCUAUGAAGUACAUUAUCAUAAACAACGGAAACUACCCGACCCGAUCCUGGGUGGAACGCAUAGUGAUCGCUGGCAUCAAGUCACCCCCCAAGUCGGCGAAAAUGGUCCAAGACGGCAAAUCUACGCCACUUCAGAUGACCAUUCACCGCGGCAACGACGUCCUCGUCGUAAGAAAGCCCGCGGCGCUCAUGGGAAAAGCGUGGGAAAUUCAAUUUUCGUAUUAA